This is a messenger RNA of Miscanthus lutarioriparius, 396 nucleotides long. NCBI's taxonomy places the organism in Eukaryota, Viridiplantae, Streptophyta, Magnoliopsida, Poales, Poaceae. The record is from the annotation of a GenBank genome assembly.
AUGCCUAUUGGCAAAAAUAACCAUCCGGUUGAUGACGCUCAGGCGAUCCAGUUCGUCCGGGGCACGGACGAGCAGACGAUCCCUGACGUGCGGCUGACCAAGUCCCGGGACGGCAGCAACGGCGUGGCCAUCUUCACGUUCGAGCAGCCGUCGGUGUUCGACUCGUUGGCGGAGCUCGGGGACAUCACGGGCCUCUACAUGAUCGACGACGAGGGCGUGCUGCAGUCCGUGGACGUCAGCGCCAAGUUUGUCAACGGCAAGCCGGCGCGUAUCGAGGCCAAGUACGUCAUGCGCACGCCCCCGGGACUGGGACCGCUUCAUGGAGCGAUACUCCCAGGCCAACGGCCUCCAGUUCGUCAAGAACUGAAGUACUCGACUCAACUCAUGAUGAGCUGA